Messenger RNA from Nicotiana tabacum (common tobacco), 834 nucleotides. The record is from RefSeq and is a predicted model, not a curated record. NCBI's taxonomy places the organism in Eukaryota, Viridiplantae, Streptophyta, Magnoliopsida, Solanales, Solanaceae.
AUGAGAAAAUUAUGCACAGUUCACUUGUUGAGUAACCACAAGAUUAACUCGUAUCGAUCAACGAGAAGUGAAAAAGUUGCCCUUAUGAUCAAAUCAAUUAAACCAUCAGCUCAAGAUGGUGGUGUUGUUGAUCUUAGUGCUAAGGCAUCAGACAAGAAGAAAACUAAGGAUUUUGUUGAUACUAUGAUGUCCAUUAUGCAAUCUGGAGAAGCAAAGUUCCAGUUUGAUCGUCGCCAUGUCAAAGCUGUCCUGCUGGACAUGCUUGUAGCAUCAAUAGAUACAUCAUCAACUUCAGUGGAGUGGAUGCUCUCCGAACAUCUCAAGAAUCCUAAUGUAAUGGAAAAAGUCCAAAAAGAGUUAGAAGAAGUAGUUGGCCUAAACAGAAUGAUGGAAGAAUCAGACUUAGACAAUUUGAAAUACUUAAACAUGGUCUUCAAGGAGUCAUUUAGGUUACAUGCUGCAGCCCCAUUACUACUUCAUGAAGCAAUGGAAGAUUGUAUAGUAGAUGAUUUCUACAUACAAAAAGGAUCACAAGCUAUCGUCAAUUCAUAUUCAAUUCAUAUGGAUCCUAAUGUUUGGACUGAGGCUAACAAAUUUUUGCCGGAAAGGUUUCUUGAAAGUAACGUAGACGUUCGUGGACGUGACUUUCAACUUUUACCAUUUGGUUAUGGAAGAAGAAAUUGUCCGAGGAUGCAUUUGGCGUUGAUUAUUGUAUGUUUGGUCGUCGCGCAAUUAGUUCACUGCUUUGAUUUGGACAUGACUGAGAAAUUUGGUAUUGUGACUGGUAGAGCCAAGCAUUUGAUGGCUAUUCCUACUUAUAGGCUACACAACUGA